Neocloeon triangulifer is the source of this 2311-nucleotide messenger RNA. RefSeq names its product formimidoyltransferase-cyclodeaminase-like. The coding region runs from base 493 to 2124 and encodes 543 amino acids. Gene Ontology annotation, molecular function: transferase activity; folic acid binding. The record is from RefSeq and is a predicted model, not a curated record. The transcript is spliced from 10 exons. Lineage: Eukaryota; Metazoa; Arthropoda; Insecta; Ephemeroptera; Baetidae.
UGGGCGCAGGUAAAAAGCGACCGUAAAACGAAAAAACUCUCCAACCAAACAUUCACACUGGCUGAUAAAAAUUUUUGCCCCGAUGGCUAAAACAAACACGCAGUAUAUUAUGUAGCUCUGCUUGGAGGAAAAGCAGCUUCGGACGGCAAAAAGCAGGUUUUGAAUGAUUUUUUUUUUAUCAUUUAUAUUUCUCGUGAUAAAACAUCCCGCAUUAAGUGAAAAAAGUGGCAGUGGAACUAUAAAAACGUCUAGAGAUUGUGUAACCGACCUCGCUUUGGUCAUAUAAUAGUGUCCCUUUAACCUUAGCAUCGAGAGCCGACCUGGCGCCCAUUGGCUCGUCCGGAGACACACACUCUCUUCUUGCUUGCGUCGUAAAAUUAAAUAUUCUCACUGCCAAGGUCGGUUUGUUGUUUUCCAUCGUUCUUGGCGCGGUCUCCAGUUGCCAAGCAUCUCUUGAAAGAAUACGAAGCCUCAGUUUCCGAAGCAGCAGAAAUGCAGAAAAUUGUCGAGUGCGUCCCGAACUUCAGCGAGGGCCGGGACAAGAAGAUAAUCGAUGCGAUUGCAGAAGCAAUCAGGUCGACCCAGGGUGUUACCCUGUUGGAUGUGGAUCCUGGUCCAUCGACAAACAGGACUGUUUACACCUUCGUUGGAGACCCUGACGCCGUCAUCGAGGGAGCCCUGAACGCGGCUCGCGUCGCUUACAAGCUCAUCGACAUGGCCAAGCACACAGGUGAACAUCCACGGUUGGGAGCGAUGGACGUGUGUCCCUUUGUGCCGGUGCGGGGCGUGGAGCCCGAGGAGUGCGUCUUCUGCGCCACUCGCCUUGCUGAAAAACUGUCGUCCGAGUUGCAGGUGCCCGUCUUCCUGUACGGGACGGCCGCUAGACAGGGCAAGCACCGCGUCACUGUGCCGCAGAUCAGAGGCGGGGAGUAUGAGGGGCUGCAAGAAAAGUUGCUCCAAGAUGAAUGGAAGCCCGACUAUGGACCUAAAAGUUUUGUCAGCAACUGGGGCGCCAGCAUGGUCGGGGUUCGUCCGUUCCUGCUGGCGUACAACAUCAAUAUUCUUGGCACCAAGGAGCAGGCACAUAGAAUUGCUUUGAAUAUUCGUGAACAAGGUCGUGGUUCUGGACAGGUCGGACGUCUGAAAGCUGUCCAGGGCAUGGGCUGGUGGUUGGAAGAGGCGAAUCUGGCCCAGGUUUCGCUAAACAUCACCAAUCACAAAGUCACCCCUCUGCACGUGGCCUUCAAUGAGGUUGUGAAAGACGCUGGAGAGUUGCAAGUGGGGGUCGCCGGCUCCGAGCUGGUCGGGCUGGUUCCUUUGGAGGCACUCUUGGAGGCAGCAAAGUUCUUUAUGGAGAAAGAGGGACUGAUGAUAUUGGAAGAAGACCAGAAAGUGCGACUUGCCAUUUCUAGACUAGGACUCAGUUCAAUAAACCCAUUCGACCCAAAGGAGAGGGUGAUUGAGUACCGGCUGCCCGCACAAGCCGCCCCCCUCACUACCCUCUCGCUCAGGGGCUUCGUGGAGGCGGUCGCCGCACGCACCCCUGCCCCCGGAGGCGGCUCCGUCGCAGCUCUUCUCGGCUCUCUUGGAUGCGGCUUGGUGACGAUGUGUGGCCUAAUGACCUACGGCAAGAAACAAUGGGAUCAUUUAGACCAAACAAUGAGGACUCAUCUGCCAAUCACUCACCUCUCGAUGAAAAAUCUAAUCCCAAUGAUCGACUCGGACUCCGAUGCAUUCAAUCAGUACAUGACCGCCAGCAAAAUGCCAAAAUGCACCGCCGAGGAAGUGGCCGCCAGAGAAAGGGCUUUGUCGGCUGCUUUGGACAGGGCAAUUCAAGUUCCGCUGCAGGUAGCCACCCUCGCCAACGAAACAUGGCCCGUCCUCACUGAAAUCGCAAAGGUUUGCAACAUUCAAACCGCGUCAGACAUGCAGGUCGGAGCUCGCUGUUUGGAGGCGUGUGUUGCGGGUGCCUGGUCGAAUGUGAUAGUCAACCUUGCGUCAUUACCCACGACCAACCCUCGUAAAUCAUCUCUCAAAACCCAGGCUUCGGAGGAAAUGAAAAAAGCUUCUUUUCAUCUUGGUCAGGUCCUGGCCAUAAUUCAAGAAAGGAUGGAAUCUAGCUGAUCAAUUUCAAUUUGUAUACAAAAUGAAAUUCACGCAAUUAUCGUUUAAACUAACAAAACAUACAAUAUUAUGCUCACCCAAAAUCUGUUUGUUUUUCACAGAUUUGAGCAUUAUUUUACUAACAUGGCUUGUAAAUUAUGAAUUUUUUGGUGAUUUGAAAUAAAAAUAAUUAUGUUAUUACAUUUCU